Molecule: messenger RNA, 939 nt
Organism: Thecamonas trahens ATCC 50062
Lineage: Eukaryota; Apusomonadida; Apusomonadidae
Exons: 2
Coding region: 37-822 (261 amino acids)
Source: RefSeq, a predicted model, not a curated record
CUGUCCUGUGGCAGCCAGCGGGAAAAAGGUCGUGGAAUGGCGCUUUCACAAAAGUUUGAACCUGUUUUGGCAGACCUGGCGUACGUGGAGGAGAAGCUCGUGGAGGAGUUUGGGACGAGCACGACGCCAGCUGAGCUGCUUGCACGGCUGAGUGCUGUGGAAGAGGCUGUUGCAGGUCUUCGUGAGCGGCAUGCUGCGGUGGUGGCCGCCAAGGACGAGUUCUACCGUGAGGCGGCCAAGACGGUGGCGGGCGGCGCUUCGCGCCUUCUGGACGUGACCAACACGCCGGGAACACGGGCGGCCCAUCUGGCGGGUAAGGCUGCACUGGCGACGUUUGAGGCGAGCAAGAAGGAAUGGCAUGCUGCGGUGGGGACUUCGCCGGCGGCGCUGGCUCGGGGAGCCGGCAAGGUGGCGGUGCCGUCGGCAGCCGAAGCCCUGGCACUGACCGAGCUGGAGGUUGGCGCCGGGCAGGCCAUGAUGGCGGGCGAGGCGGACGAAGCGGAUGCUGUCGGCAACAACGAGGAUGAGCUGGAGACAGAGGUGGCACGCGAGGCUGCUCGGUGGUUUGUGCCGCUGGUCCGCGGGCGGAUCUCUGUCGACGCCGUCAACGCUGUCUACCGCACCGUGUACGACACGUUCCAGGCCGAGCCGCGCCGCAAGCCGAUGGGGGUCAAGGAGAUGGUGAGCAUGGGCCUGAGCGUGACUGGCGCGUCGGGCAAGGCCAAGCUCAACGUUCUCCGCUCGCUCAAGCUCAUCGAGAUGAGCUCGGCCGGCGUGGUCCUGGCCCGCCCGCUGCACAAGCGCCUGCCACGGCGGCGAUGAGCGGCUGUGGCGGCAAUGAGAGCAGGAGGAGGGAGGGGAGGAGAGGGCGCCAACGGAAGGGCGUCCGCGGCUCGAGCAAGGCAGCUUUGUGAGAGCGUUUGUAAAGUUCCAAAGGAC